CAGAAUCCCAGUUUGAAGCAGACUAGUCACGUUACUUUCUUACACUGUACUGCAGGUACAGUUACAUUUAAAGGGACAGUUCACCCCAAUUUAAAAAUACAUUUAUUUCCUCUUACCUGGUUUGUAUUUAUCCAUCUAAAUUGUUUGGCGUGUUUGGGCAGUUUGGUUGUAGAGAUGUCUGCUAGCAUUAAUGUCUCUUUACUGAAACCAUGACCUGAUAACUCAAGAUAACUUUGGCCUCCACCACAUGGCCCCCAGCUGCUUAAUACAAGGUAUUAUAUCAUGAAUAAUGAAUCUACUCAUGCUUUUCUUUAUACAGGAUAGGAUGGUGUCUCCUGCUAUUGCUCUGGCCUUCAUUCCCCUUGUCCUGACGCUGCUUAUCAAGUACCGUUACUACUUUGUGUUGUUAUAUCGGGCGGUCCUAGUCAGGAUAUGGAAGGACUGUGUUACUGGUCUGAGCCGAGAGGAGCGCGCCUACCAGUAUGUUCUCACUCAUGCUAUCCCUGGAGACCCUGACAGCAUCCUGGAUGCCUUCGAUAUCUGGUGCAGCAAGGUGGAGUUCAUCAGCAACAUAGGGCCUAAAAAAGGGAAGAUCCUGGACCGGCUGCUGAUGGAGCAGAGCCCCCUGACGGUGCUAGAGUUGGGUGCCCACUGUGGGUACAGCACGGUGAGGAUUGCCCGAGCUCUGCCUCUGGGUGCCCGGCUCUACAGCAUCGAGAUGGACCAGAGGAAUGCUGCCAUCGCUGAGAAAAUCAUCCGCCUGGCAGGGUUUGAUGAUGACACGGUGGAGCUCAUCGUGAGUCCAUCCGAUGAGGUGAUCCCUCAGCUGCGGUCCAACUAUGGUCUGGAAAAGCUGGAUUUUGUCUUCAUGGACCACUGGAAGAAAUGCUACGCCCCUGAUCUGCAGAUGCUGGAGGGCUCUGGUCUGCUGGGUAAAGGAUCUAUGAUUGUGGCCGACAACGUGCUGUUCCCCGGGGCUCCAAAGUUCCUCAGACACAUUCGUAAGAGCGGCCUGUACGAGUGGAGGGUCCACCGGGCCACGCUGGAGUACAGCAAAGGCAUCAGGGACGGGAUGGCUGAGCUGAUUUAUCAGGGAAUCAAGUAG
Messenger RNA from Acanthopagrus latus (yellowfin seabream), 1105 nucleotides. RefSeq names its product transmembrane O-methyltransferase (gene tomt). Gene Ontology annotation, molecular function: catechol O-methyltransferase activity. The transcript has 4 exons. Gene Ontology annotation, biological process: catecholamine catabolic process; dopamine metabolic process; developmental process. The coding region runs from base 290 to 1105 and encodes 271 amino acids. NCBI's taxonomy places the organism in Eukaryota, Metazoa, Chordata, Actinopteri, Spariformes, Sparidae. The record is from RefSeq and is a predicted model, not a curated record.